CUUCCUCAGCACUUCCUCCUCAUCAGGAAGUUGGGCCUCCUCCUCCUCGUUCUCCCAUCCACAUCCACUCGAUUCUCUCACCCUGAGCAUCAUUCCCCGGCAACAAAGCUCUCACCUUGCCGUUGCCUUGCGUCUCUUCCUUGCCUCUCAAUCUCAUCUCAAGCUGUCAAGUUGCCACCUUUGACGUCGGUUCCAUCUCCGACUUUUCUCUCUCUCGAUCCCCCCAAGUCAUCAAGUUCACACCUUUGCGUUCCACCAUUACUCCGCACUAAAUUCCAUUCGGAAAGAAAGCUUCUUGGCCCCAGCUCUUCCUCUCGGAGAUUUGCUACGCGCUUCUCGCGCACUCUGCAGUCGAAGUUUGUAUCACUGAGUCGAAUGAUGGUUCGGUUUCUCAGGCGGGGGCACAGCCUUAACAAGCCGGAGCAAGGCGAGGAGAUGUUUCAUACGGCAGCAGAGGGUAGCACAGUCUUCUAUAGCCAGGGACGGGGAGAGGGCCGCUCACUCGAAAGGCAGCAGAUUGGCUGCGCACUCGAUCGGUCGUCCGACAGAGCUCCAAAGUCCCGCUUGGGCAGGGAAAGCGGCUGCCGUGACGGGCCACCUUCAGAUAUGGACCAAAUGAAGGAAAAGUUUGCAAAGCUGCUUUUAGGUGAAGACAUGUCGGGCGGUGGAACAGGCGUCACAUCAGCUCUUGCUCUGUCCAAUGCCAUCACCAAUCUUGCUGCUUCUGUAUUCAGCGAGCAACGGCGCCUCGAACCCAUGGCAGCCGAAAGGAAAACGAGGUGGAGGAAAGAAAUCGAUUGGCUUCUAUCUGUCACCGAUCAUAUCGUAGAAUUUGUUCCUUCUCGUCAAACCUCAAAGGAUGGAUCCAACAUGGAGAUCAUGGUAACUCAGCAACGCAGAGAUCUUCAAAUGAACAUCCCCGCACUGCGAAAGCUCGAUGCAAUGCUCAUCGGCUAUCUUGACAACUUCAAAGGCCACAGUGAGUUCUGGUACGUGUCGAAGGAUGCUGAUGAGUCCGAGAAGGGAAAUGCUAAGAGAAGUGAUGACAAAUGGUGGCUUCCGAUCGUGAAAGUUCCUCCAAAUGGGCUUUCUGAGGUUUCCAGAAAAUGGUUGCAAUUUCAGAAAGAGUCUGUCAACCAAGUUCUCAAGGCAGCUAUGGCCAUUAAUGCUCAGGUUUUAAUGGAAAUGGAAGUCCCCGAGGCCUACAUUGAAUCCCUACCAAAGAACGGGAGAGCAAGUCUCGGGGAUGCAAUCUACCGGUGCAUAACCGAUGAUGCCUUCGACCCUGACCAAUUCCUGGAAUCCAUGGAUCUGUCGACGGAGCACAAGGUCCUCGAUCUCAAAAACCGAAUCGAGGCAUCGAUCAUCAUUUGGAUGCGAAAGAUGCACAACAAGGAUACUAAAUCAUCCUGGGGCUCAGCGGUCAGCAUGGAGAAGAGGGAGCAGUUUGAAGAGAGAGCCGAGACCAUCUUACACCUCAUCAAGCAGAGAUUCCCUGGAAUUCCUCAAUCGGCUCUCGACACGAGCAAGAUCCAAUACACCAAAGAUGUCGGGCAGUCGAUCCUAGAAAGCUACUCGAGGAUCUUAGAGAGCUUGGCUUUCGCUGUGAUGUCGCAAAUCGAAGAUGUCCUUCGUGCUGACUCUCUCACACAAGACCCGUCCCAUGCGAAAUCGGGUAGAAGGCAAUCGUUGACCGACUCAGAAGUUGGACCGGUGAAGAAAUUGGAUCCGAAAGAAGAGAUGGAGAAGCUCAAGGAAGCACCUAAUUCGAUGACACUAUCGGAUUUCAUGGGAUGGCAUUUUGAUCCCGACUCCGAGGCAGAAAAGAAGAACUCAGAAAGCUUAGAGGACGGCGCCAAGAUAAAGAAACCUCCUAAUAUCGUCACGACCAAGAAAUUCUCGUAUAUUGAAAAGCUCGAGAACUUGCGAAGCCCAACAGCUCGCCAUUAAAAGACCUGUAGAGAGCAUAGGGAGAGGAAAGUGAAACUGAUAGGGAGGGGAGUCAGCUUGGAACCGAGAGUGUAAAUAGUUCAGGGGCAUGUUAGAUCCUUGAUAGCUUCUACCGUUAAGCUAAUCUUUCAUCCCUCUUUGUAGAUGGGGAGGUGCUACUCUCAUGGCUCAACCUCAGCUUGUGUCGAUCACCUGAUGUGCUCGUUAGGUAGUGAUAACAGUCUCUUUCCAAACUA
Musa acuminata AAA Group (dessert banana) is the source of this 2186-nucleotide messenger RNA. Its product is annotated as rho guanine nucleotide exchange factor 8-like. Gene Ontology annotation, molecular function: guanyl-nucleotide exchange factor activity. The coding region runs from base 376 to 1950 and encodes 524 amino acids. NCBI's taxonomy places the organism in Eukaryota, Viridiplantae, Streptophyta, Magnoliopsida, Zingiberales, Musaceae. The record is from RefSeq and is a predicted model, not a curated record. The transcript is spliced from 7 exons.